CGCGGCGCGAGCGCGGGAGAAGGCUGGGGCGCCCGCCGGGCGGGCCGGACGCGAGCGCGGGAGAAGGCUGGGGCGCCCGCCGGGCGGGCCGGAGCGGCCGAUGGGGCCCGUGUGAGCGCGCCCAGGCCCGGCCCGGUGCCCGGCGGGCGGCAGCAUGUCCGCGGGCGGCGGCGCCAGGAAGAGCACCGGGAGGUCCUCCUACUACUACCGGCUGCUGAGGCGGCCCCGGCUGCAGCGACAGAGGAGCCGCUCCCGCAGCCGGACCCGGCCUGCCAGGGAGUCGCCCCAAGAAAGGCCGGGCUCCCGGCGCAGCCUGCCCGGCAGCCUUUCCGAGAAGAGCCCCAGCAUGGAGCCCUCGGCCGCCACCCCGUUCCGGGUCACGGGCUUCCUCAGCCGCCGCCUCAAGGGCUCCAUCAAGCGCACCAAGAGCCAGCCCAAGCUGGACCGCAACCACAGCUUCCGCCACAUCCUGCCGGGGUUCCGGAGCGCCGCCGCCGCCUCCGCCGCGGACAAUGAGAGGUCCCAUCUGAUGCCCAGGCUGAAGGAGUCCCGCUCCCACGAGUCCCUGCUCAGCCCCAGCAGUGCGGUGGAGGCGCUGGACCUCAGCAUGGAGGAGGAGGUGCUCAUCAAGCCGGUGCACAGCAGCAUCCUGGGCCAGGACUACUGCUUCGAGGUGACCACGUCAUCGGGAAGCAAGUGCUUUUCCUGCCGGUCAGCAGCCGAGCGGGAUAAGUGGAUGGAGAACCUGCGGCGAGCAGUGCACCCCAACAAGGACAACAGCCGGCGCGUGGAGCAUGUGCUCAAGCUGUGGGUGAUCGAGGCCAAGGACCUGCCAGCCAAGAAGAAGUACCUGUGCGAGCUGUGCCUGGACGACGUGCUGUACGCCCGGACGACGGGCAAGCUCAAGACGGACAACGUCUUCUGGGGAGAGCACUUCGAGUUCCACAACCUGCCGCCCCUGCGCACGGUCACCGUCCACCUGUACCGGGAGACUGACAAGAAGAAGAAGAAGGAACGCAACAGCUACCUGGGCCUGGUGAGCCUGCCCGCUGCCUCGGUGGCCGGGCGGCAGUUCGUGGAGAAGUGGUACCCGGUGGUGACGCCCAACCCCAAAGGCGGCAAGGGCCCCGGGCCCAUGAUCCGCAUCAAGGCCCGCUACCAGACCAUCACCAUCCUGCCCAUGGAGAUGUACAAGGAGUUUGCCGAGCACAUCACCAACCACUACCUGGGGCUGUGCGCCGCCCUGGAACCCAUCCUCAGCGCCAAGACCAAGGAGGAGAUGGCGUCCGCCCUGGUGCACAUCCUGCAGAGCACGGGCAAGGUGAAGGACUUUCUGACAGACCUGAUGAUGUCAGAGGUGGACCGCUGUGGGGACAACGAGCACCUCAUCUUCCGGGAGAACACACUGGCCACCAAGGCCAUCGAGGAGUACCUCAAGCUCGUGGGCCAGAAGUACCUGCAGGAUGCCCUAGGUGAGUUCAUCAAAGCGCUGUACGAGUCGGAUGAGAACUGUGAAGUGGACCCGAGCAAGUGUUCUGCCGCCGACCUGCCUGAGCACCAGGGCAACCUCAAGAUGUGCUGUGAGCUGGCCUUCUGCAAGAUCAUCAACUCCUACUGCGUCUUCCCACGGGAACUGAAAGAGGUGUUUGCCUCGUGGCGGCAGGAGUGCAGCAGUCGCGGCCGGCCGGACAUCAGCGAGCGGCUCAUCAGUGCCUCCCUCUUCCUGCGCUUCCUCUGCCCUGCCAUCAUGUCCCCCUCGCUCUUCAACCUGCUGCAGGAGUACCCCGAUGACCGCACCGCCCGCACCCUCACCCUUAUCGCCAAGGUCACCCAGAACCUGGCCAACUUCGCCAAGUUCGGCAGCAAGGAGGAGUACAUGUCCUUCAUGAACCAGUUCCUGGAGCACGAGUGGACCAACAUGCAGCGCUUCCUCUUGGAGAUCUCCAACCCCGAGACCAUCUCCAACACCGCCGGCUUCGAGGGCUACAUCGACCUGGGCCGCGAGCUCUCCAGUCUGCACUCGCUGCUCUGGGAGGCCGUCAGCCAGCUGGAGCAGGGCAUUGUGGCCAAACUGGGCCCCCUACCUCGCAUCCUGAGGGACGUCCACACAGCACUGAGCACCCCAGGCAGUGGGCAGCUCGUGGGGACCAACGACCUGGCUUCCACGCCAGGCUCUGGCGGCAGCAGCAUCUCAGCUGGGCUGCAGAAGAUGGUGAUGGAGAGCGAUCUCUCUGGUCUGAUAGAUUUCACCCGGUUACCGUCUCCAACCCCCGAAAACAAGGACUUGUUUUUUGUCACAAGGUCCUCCGGGGUCCAGCCCUCACCUGCCCGCAGCUCGAGCUACUCGGAAGCCAACGAGCCGGAUCUCCAGAUGGCCAAUGGCGGCAAGAGCCUGUCCAUGGUGGACCUCCAGGAUGCCCGCACGCUGGACGGGGAGGCGGGCUCUCCGGCGGGCCCUGACGUCCUUCCUGCCGACGGGCAGGCGCCCGCGACUCAGCUGGUGGCUGGGUGGCCGGCCCGAGCGGCCCCCGUGAGCCUGGCCGGGCUGGCCACGGUGCGGCGGGCAGGCCAGACACCGACCACACCAGGCACCUCCGAGGGCGCGCCCGGCCGGCCCCAGCUGUUGGCACCACUCUCCUUCCAGAACCCCGUGUACCAGAUGGCGGCCGGCCUGCCGCUGUCACCCCGUGGCCUUGGCGACUCGGGCUCUGAGGGCCACAGCUCCCUGAGUUCCCACAGCAACAGCGAGGAGCUGGCGGCCGCAGCCAAGCUGGGGAGCUUCAGUGCCGCCGCGGAGGAGCUGGCGCGGCGGCCCGGCGAGCUGGCGCGGCGGCAGAUGUCGCUGACUGAGAAGGGCGGGCAGCCCACGGUGCCGCGGCAGAACAGCGCCGGCCCCCAGCGCAGGAUCGACCAGCCGCCGCCCCCGCCCCCGCCGCCCCCGCCUGCCCCCCGGGGCCGGACGCCCCCCACGCUGCUGAGCACCCUGCAGUACCCGCGACCCUCCAGCGGGAGCCUGGCGUCGGCCUCGCCGGACUGGCCCGGCUCGGGCGCCCGGCUGCGGCAGCAGUCCUCCUCCUCCAAGGGGGACAGUCCGGAGCUGAAGCCGCGGGCGGCGCACAAGCAGGGCCCUUCACCCGUGAGCCCCAAUGCCCUGGACCGCACGGCCGCUUGGCUCUUGACCAUGAACGCGCAGUUGUUAGAAGACGAGGGCCUGGGCCCAGACCCCCCCCACAGGGAUAGGCUAAGGAGUAAGGAAGAGCUCAGCCAAGCAGAAAAGGACCUCGCGGUGCUGCAGGACAAGCUGCGCAUCUCCACCAAGAAGCUGGAGGAGUACGAGACCCUGUUCAAGUGCCAGGAGGAGACGACGCAGAAGCUGGUGCUGGAGUACCAGGCGCGGCUGGAGGAGGGCGAGGAGCGGCUGCGCAGGCAGCAGGAGGACAAGGACAUCCAGAUGAAGGGCAUCAUCAGCAGGUUGAUGUCGGUGGAGGAGGAGCUGAAGAAGGACCACGCGGAGAUGCAGGCUGCAGUCGACUCCAAGCAGAAGAUCAUCGAUGCCCAGGAGAAGCGCAUCGCCUCCCUGGACGCCGCCAAUGCCCGCCUCAUGAGCGCCCUGACGCAGCUGAAAGAGAGUAUGCAUUAAACAAAAGCCCGCUUGCUCGCUUGCUGGAACACUGGGGCCUUUUAAAUUGAGCGUGCGCACUGCAUGGGAAAUAGCGGCCCUGGCGGAUGUUAGACUUGCUCCCUCUCCGAGACAGCAGCGGCCUGCACCGGCCCCGCGUGCGGCCGCCGCCUCCUCACCCUCCCGGCCCCCGCCACGGACCCCGGCGCUGCAGCCAGGGGAGGGGCACCCCAGCGCUGGGGCCGGUUUUCCUCAGCUCUGGGCUGUUCUGUAGCUUAUCUGCCCUUCCCCUAGCGGGACCUAGAUGGGCAGGAGGGUGGGUCUCUCUCGGCCCCUGUCCCCGGUCUCCUAGGGCAGGAGCGAGGGUCUCUGCCCAGGCCGCAGAGCCAGGGCCGGGCGAGCUGGGAGGUGCCACCUGUGCCCCUGCGGCUGCAACGCGCCAGAAUCCCCACCAGGAAGGGGUGCCAGCGCCGCACCUCCUCCCGGGCCUUGCCCUGGGGAAGAGUUGUAGACUAGAUGCUGGUGGAGAGGGCUGCGCCACCAGGGGUCGCGGGCCGCAGGAAGGAGAAGUGGGGAGGGGAGUGCGCUGAGGCUCUGCUCCCGCCCCUGCACGGUUCAGACCAGGGUGGCCACGCAGGCAGGGCCUGGCUUCAGGGGUGUCCUCCUCGGCCCAGGGAGCCCUGCCUCCUCCCCCCCCUCCCCUGCCGCUGCCUCGGGCUCCGACUGAGCACCUCUUAGCAAUACGGGCAGGAGCGCACGGGGGCGGGCUGUGAGCUCUCAGGCCGAGAGCCUUACUCACCUGUGCAAAAACUGUAAAAGUGUACAGACUUCACAGAUUUUUAUCUUAACUGCAAGUCUGACGAUUUUUGUAAAUGUUCUUGGUGUUUGACUGUAAUGUAACUACUUCACCCAAGAGUUGUACAUAGUCCCUGGUGCUGCCGGGACUGCUGCUCUCCCGCUGGUCUCUGUGUGAUUUUUGUAAUCCAGACGACAGCGUUGGGCAGGAGGAGGAGGUCCGGGGGCUAAGUGCCCCCUACCCGUGGCUGGGAGGGGGUACCCCGACCGGGCCUGUACACGGGGGGCUCCUGCCCAAGGCUAGAGAGAACCCACGGCCCCACGGAUGAGAGCCUGCCUGCGGCAGGUGCCGCGAUGGCCAGCGGUCCCGGCUCAGGCCCCUGGUCACCAGCACCCAGACUCGAGUCUGGAGCAGGCUGUGCCCUCCCCGCUCACAGACGCCCGAUGUGUUCUGCUCACGUCCAGGGCGAGGGGAACUGCCACACUUCAAAGUGACGACUCCUUCAGACUGCCCGCAAGGGGGCGAGGGCGCCCCUGCUGCCUGGGCCCUGGGGGGGCCGGACCGUCCAGGGCAGCAGCCCCUCUUUUCUACUCACUCGGGCCAGCUAGCCGCCCCCAGCCCCUACCCCUUUUGUAAGUAUGUGAAAAGAAACCAAUGCAAACGCCGGAGUCGCAGCGGGAGCCCUGGCUGCGACUCGACCGUGUAAUAAUGUACAGAGAAAGGUGUUGUGUUCUAAGACUCGGUGGCUGUGCAAUUUCUGUACAUUUGCAAUUAGAAAUAUUAAAGAUUUAUUUAGCUAUUUUAA
Messenger RNA from Oryctolagus cuniculus (rabbit), 5220 nucleotides. NCBI's taxonomy places the organism in Eukaryota, Metazoa, Chordata, Mammalia, Lagomorpha, Leporidae. The record is from RefSeq and is a predicted model, not a curated record.